AUGGCCCUGCCACCUACCCGUGGCCCCGCCACCUACCUGUGCGGCCCCCGCCACCUACCUGUGCGGCCCCCCGCCACCUACCUGUGCGGCCCCCGCCACCUACCUGUGCGGCCCCCCGCCACCUACCUGACGGCCCCGCCGCCCACCCGUGGCCCCGCCACCUACCUGUGCGGCCCCCGCCACCUCCCUGAUGGCCCUGCCACCUACCUUUGCGGCCCCCGCUCCUACUUGCGGCCCCGCCACCCACCUUCGGCCCGCCGCCUACCCCUGCGGCCCCGCCGAGCCGCCCAGAAGCGGCGCCGCCUAGCAGCCGAGCCGCCCAGCAGCCGAGCCGCCGAGCCACCGCGUCGCCCAGCAGCAGAGCCACCGAGCAGCCGCGCCACCCAGCAACCGAGCCGCCCAGCCGCUGAGCCGCCCAACAGCCGAGCCGCCCAGCCGCCGAUCCGCCUAGCAGCCGAGCCGCCCAGUCGCCGGGCCGCCCGGCAGCCGAGCCGCCAAGCCGCCCAGCUGCCGAGCCGCCGAGUCGCUCUGCAGCCGAACCGCCCGAGCCGCCCUGUUCGUGUCCUCGCUUUUGACGCUGAGGGUCGGGCCAUUGACUUUGACGUCUGGAUAGAUGACCUGCAGCUUUUCUUACAGUGCGAUGAUAGGGUAGACGGCCUCUCUCUCUUUGACCUCACUUCUGGUGCCUCUCCUGCCCCUGCUGCCGAUGCUGACGCCACUGUUUGCUCAUAG
Messenger RNA from Closterium sp. NIES-65, 732 nucleotides. Lineage: Eukaryota; Viridiplantae; Streptophyta; Zygnematophyceae; Desmidiales; Closteriaceae. The record is from the annotation of a GenBank genome assembly.